UACUCGAGCAUUUGUAAAAAAAAAAAAAACUUUUUAAAAUUUAUAGUAUUAGAAAUUUAUCCAUAAGGACCAUAACAUUAAAAUGAUUUUUAUAAAUUAACUUUAUUAUCUAUCCUAUCAAAAAUUUUGAUAUCAAACUAUUAUGUAGUAGGCUAAACUAUUAUUCUAUCAAGUUUUGGUAUAUUAGUUUGAAUGAAUUUUGUAGCGGUACGAGUAACUGCUAAUUCGUUUAUCACUUGGCUUAUAUAUGUGUGGUUAUAUACUUAUAGAGGUGUUUGGGACAUGAUUAUACAAAGGUCCAUAUAAUUCUUCUACUUCAUUUUCGGUUCGUUUCACAGAGGCAAUAUUGGUCAGAAGUUUCGUUUUUUUUUUCUUGAUGCCCGUAAGGUGUUCGAUAUAAUUCCGCAGAGAGAGUGGGUAUUACAGCAACGUUGUCGAACGCGGGAACCCAAGAUAGCUCCAUAAACUCUUUGAGAUAGUAUGAGGUUCCUCCUCAUGAGAUCAAUUCUGAUUCACCCUUGUGGUGGCUCCAUCAUCAAUGCCCGAUCAACGACUACCUCUGCUCAAUAUGUAGCUUCCAGAUCAAGAGACCCUGUUUUCGAGAAGCUCAUGGACAAAUACAAGAACCUUCUCAAGGUCAUUGCCAUACAAGACCUUAUCCUCGCCAAUCCAACAGCUGAUCCUCCCUCUCUAUCCAUUGACUUUCUCUCCAGGCUCUCCCAGAAGCUCCACCUUAACCGUGGCGCCGCUUCUUUUUUAAGAAAAUAUCCUCACAUCUUUCAUGUCUUGUAUGAUCCUGUGAAAGCUGAGCCCUUUUGCAGGUUAACUGAUGUAGCCUUGGAGAUUUCUCGCCAAGAGGCUUUGGCUAUCACUGCUACUCUGUCUCUUGUUGUUGACCGGUUGGUUAGGCUCUUGUCUAUGUCCAUAUCAAAGUCCAUCCCGCUUCGUGCGGUUUUCAAGGUUUGGAGAGAACUUGGGCUCCCAGAUGAUUUUGAGGACUCUGUGAUAUCAAAGAACCCUCAUCUUUUUAAGCUUAGUGAUGGUCAUGAACCCAAUACCCAUAUCUUAGAGCUGGUUCAAGAAGAAGAUAAAAGACUGGAAUUUGAGGCCGCGGUUGAGAAAUGGAGGGUGGUUGAGUGUUCUAAGGAGGACUGCUGUGUCGAGAGAACUGAACUCCAGUUUAGUUUCAAACAUAGUUACCCACCAGGAAUGAGACUGAGCAAGACCUUUAAGGCUAAAGUUAAGGAAUGGCAGAGGCUGCCUUAUGUAGGGCCAUACGAGGACAUGGCUGGUAAGAAAAAGAACAGAUCCGGAGUGAUGGGAAUAGAGAAAAGAGCGGUUGCGAUUGCUCACGAGUUUCUCAGUCUGACUGUAGAGAAGAUGGUGGAGGUAGAGAAGAUCAGCCAUUUCAGAAAAUGUUUUGGGAUUGAUUUGAACAUAAGAGAUUUGUUCUUAGAUCACCCGGGCAUGUUUUAUAUGUCAACUAAAGGGAAAAGACACACUGUGUUUCUCAGAGAGGCUUAUGAAAGAGGACGUUUGAUAGAUCCAAAUCCUGUUUACGACGCGAGGAGGAAGCUUCUUGACCUUGUUCUCUUGGGACGCCAUGCUGCGUUAUCAGAAUCUGGGAGCACUAGUAUGUGUGAACAAGAAUGAAUUCAGAUGAGUCUAAGCUAUGCAAUCUUCCAUAUCACAACCUGUGAGGUGUAUGAGACACUUGACACUUGAGUGAUGAGAUCCACCAGAGAGAUGAGAUCCACCAAGAAUCAGGUAAUCUUGAACAUCUCUAGCUGCAUAGCCAUUGAGGAAAGACAGUAUAAGAUAAGCAUUGUUUCUGUGGCGUUUGUCCGAUUUUCGGAUUAAUUGUCUUGCUCACAAGCAAAAGCUCAAGAUAAUAAGUAAGCAGGAAAAGCGAGUGAGUUGAUGUAUAAGUGAGUACUUACUUGGAUCAAAAGUUGUAUACGAAACCAAUGUAGUAGUAAACUGUCUUUGUUGGUUAUGUCGACAGAAAGUUAGAAACUAGUAUCCAAACUCAAUACGUCUUCUUUCUUUGGAUUUUGCUUGGUUGCUAAUUGCUUCAUGUGGCUUUCCUUGUUCUACUAAAACUCUCAUUAUUUUUGUUGUUA
This is a messenger RNA of Arabidopsis lyrata subsp. lyrata, 2123 nucleotides long. RefSeq names its product protein ROOT PRIMORDIUM DEFECTIVE 1. The coding region runs from base 481 to 1653 and encodes 390 amino acids. Lineage: Eukaryota; Viridiplantae; Streptophyta; Magnoliopsida; Brassicales; Brassicaceae. The transcript has a single exon. Gene Ontology annotation, molecular function: RNA binding. The record is from RefSeq and is a predicted model, not a curated record.